Messenger RNA from Delphinapterus leucas (beluga whale), 4442 nucleotides. RefSeq names its product proprotein convertase subtilisin/kexin type 6 (gene PCSK6). Gene Ontology annotation, molecular function: serine-type endopeptidase activity. Gene Ontology annotation, biological process: peptide hormone processing. NCBI's taxonomy places the organism in Eukaryota, Metazoa, Chordata, Mammalia, Artiodactyla, Monodontidae. The record is from RefSeq and is a predicted model, not a curated record. Gene Ontology annotation, cellular component: cell surface; membrane.
CCCGAGGGCCCCCGAAGUCUGCGGGAAGUUCCAAGCGGGAGCUUCGCCCCGGCCUCGCGAAGGUGGGGUGCGGGCCGCUGAGCGCGGGCCAGGGCGCCGCCGGGCCGCGCGGGCGGGAACGCGCGGCGGCCGUCCCCUCCUCCCUCGCUCCCGCCCGCAGCGGUGGCGGCGGCGCUUCUCCGGCGCGGAGCGGCUUUAAAAGGCGGCACCCCACCCCCUGGCGCACUCGCCGCUCGGGCGCCGAGCGAGCCUGUCGUUACCAUGCCUCCGCGCGCGCCGCCCGCGCCAGGGCCCCGGCCGCCGCCCCGGGCCCCCGCCGCCGCCUGGGACGCGGACACCGACACGGACACGGCGGGCGCCGGCGGGCCCGGGCUCCGGCCGCUCGCGCCGCGCCCCUGGCGCUGGCUGCUGCUGCUCGCGCUGCCCGCCGCCUGCUCCGCGCCGCCGCCGCCGCGCCCCGUCUACACCAACCACUGGGCGGUGCAAGUGCUGGGCGGCCCGGGCGCCGCGGACCGCGUGGCCGCGGCGCACGGCUACCUCAACUUGGGCCAGAUCGGAAACCUGGAAGACUACUACCACUUUUAUCAUAGCAAAACCUUUAAAAGAUCAACCUUGAGUAGCAGAGGCCCUCACACCUUCCUCAGGAUGGACCCCCAGGUGAAAUGGCUCCAACAACAAGAAGUUAAACGCAGGGUGAAGAGACAGGUGCGAAGUGACCCUCAGGCCCUUUAUUUCAACGACCCCAUUUGGUCCAACAUGUGGUACAUGCAUUGUGGCGACAAGAACAGUCGCUGCCGAUCAGAAAUGAAUGUCCAGGCGGCGUGGAAGCGGGGCUACACGGGAAAAAACGUGGUGGUCACCAUCCUGGAUGAUGGCAUAGAGCGGAAUCACCCCGACCUGGCCCCGAACUAUGAUUCCUAUGCGAGCUAUGACGUCAACGGAAACGAUUACGACCCGUCUCCGCGAUAUGAUGCCAGCAAUGAGAACAAACACGGUACUCGCUGUGCGGGAGAGGUCGCCGCUUCAGCCAACAACUCUUACUGCAUCGUGGGCAUCGCAUACAAUGCAAAAAUCGGAGGCAUCCGCAUGCUGGACGGAGACGUGACCGACGUGGUGGAGGCCAAGUCCCUGGGCAUCAGACCCAACUACAUCGACAUUUACAGCGCGAGCUGGGGGCCGGAUGAUGACGGGAAGACGGUGGACGGGCCCGGCCGACUGGCCAGACAGGCCUUCGAGUACGGCAUUAAAAAGGGCCGGCAGGGCCUGGGCUCCAUUUUCGUCUGGGCGUCGGGGAACGGCGGCCGAGAGGGGGACCACUGCUCCUGCGACGGCUACACCAAUAGCAUCUACACCAUCUCCGUGAGCAGCACCACGGAGAAUGGCUACAAGCCCUGGUACCUAGAGGAGUGUGCGUCCACCCUGGCCACCACCUACAGCAGCGGGGCCUUCUACGAGCGCAAAAUCGUGACCACGGAUCUGCGCCAGCGCUGCACCGAUGGCCACACCGGGACCUCUGUUUCAGCCCCCAUGGUGGCCGGCAUCAUCGCCUUGGCGCUGGAAGCAAACAGCCAGCUGACCUGGAGGGACGUCCAGCACCUGCUGGUGAAGACGUCCAGGCCGGCCCACCUCAAAGCAAACGACUGGAAGGUGAACGGUGCUGGUCAUAAAGUUAGCCACCUCUAUGGAUUUGGCUUGGUAGACGCGGACGCCCUCGUCAUGGAGGCCAAGAAGUGGACUGCGGUGCCCCUGCAGCACAGCUGUGUCGCUGUCACAGACAAGAGGCCCAGGAGCAUCCCCGUGGUGCAGACGCUGAGGACCAGCGCCCUGACCACCGCCUGUGCCGACCACUCGGACCAGCGUGUGAGCUACCUGGAGCACGUGGUGGCCCGCAUCACCAUCUCCCACCCACGCCGAGGAGACCUGCAGAUCCACUUGAUUUCUCCCUCAGGGACCAAGUCUCAGCUUUUGGCGAAGAGGUUGCUGGAUCAUUCCAACGAAGGCUUUACAAACUGGGAGUUCAUGACCGUGCACUGCUGGGGAGAGAAGGCCGAGGGGGAAUGGACCCUGGAAAUCCAGGACAUGCCAUCCCAGGUCCGGAACCCAGAGAAACAAGGGAAGUUGAAAGAGUGGAGCCUCAUCCUGUACGGCACGGCCCAGCACCCCUAUACCACCUUCAGCGCCCAUCAGUCUCGCUCCCGGAUGCUGGAGCUCUCGGCCCCAGAGCCAGAGCCACCCAAGGCCGCCCUGUCGCCAUCCCAGGCCGAGGUUCCCGAGGACGAAGAGGACUACACAGCUCCUCCCUCCCAUGGCUCUCCUAAUAUUUUACAGACCAGUGUGUGCCAUCCGGAGUGUGGUGACAAAGGCUGUGAUGGCCCUAAUGCAGACCAGUGCUUGAACUGUGUCCACUUCAGCCUGGGGAGCAUCAAGACCAGCAGGAAGUGCGUGAGCGUGUGCCCCUUGGGCCACUUUGGGGACAUGGCAGCCCGCCGCUGCCGCCGCUGCCACAAGGGAUGCGAGACCUGCUCCGGCCGGGGCCCCACCCAGUGCCUGUCUUGCCGCCGCGGGUUCUACCACCAUCAGGAGGUGAACACCUGUGUGACCUUCUGUCCCGCUGGAUUUUAUGCUGAUGAAAAUCAGAAAAACUGCCUUAAAUGCCACCCAAGCUGUAAGAAGUGCAUGGAUGAACCAGAGAAAUGUACUGUCUGUAAAGAAGGAUUCAACCUUGCACGGGGCAGCUGCAUUCCAGACUGUGAGCCAGGCACCUACUUUGACUCUGAGCUGAUCAGGUGCGGGGAAUGCCAUCCCACCUGCCAGACCUGCGUGGGGCCCAGCAGAGAAGAAUGUAUUCACUGUGCCCCAAACUUCCACUUCCAAGACUGGAAAUGUGUGCCAGCCUGUGGCGAGGGCUUCUACCCAGAGGAGAUGCCAGGCUUGCCCCACAAAGUGUGCCGAAGGUGUGACGAGAGCUGCUUGAGCUGUGAAGGCUCCAGCAGGAACUGCAGCCGGUGUAAGACAGGCUUCACACAGCUGGGAACCUCGUGCAUCACCAACCACACGUGCAGCAACGCCGAUGAGACCUUCUGCGAGAUGGUCAAGUCCAACCGGCUCUGCGAACGCAAGCUCUUCAUCCAGUUCUGCUGCCGCACCUGCCUCCUGGCUGGGUAGGGGCGCCCGGCCGCCCGCACAAGGCAGGGUCCCUCCUGUCUGUCCAUCCACCUUCCUCCAGGCUGUCGGCCAGAGUCCGUUUCAGGAGUGGUACCCUGCAUCUGACAGCUUUAUCUCCCCAGGAGCGAGGUCCUUCCGCGGCAUCUCUGGGCGCCCAGGCCAGGUGGGUGAGGGCUUUGAGGAGGUGUCGGCAAUGUCCUCUCACACCCUGCUUGCUGGCUCCAUUCUUCUGGCUAACUCACAACGGGAACAGAACCAAUUCCAGGAAUCCACAGCUCCGGCUUCAGAGCAGCUUCUGGGACCAUAAGUUUACUGAAUCUUCGAGACCAAAGCAGAAAGGCAGGAUGCUUGGUGCAUUGCUCUUCUCCCCGUGCUUUUGGGCAGCCCGCAGACCCCUGGGCUGUGCCCCUGCGUGAUGGAGGGCUAAGGGGCAUACCUGCUCAUCUGCCUGCCACAGUCUGGGGGAUGGUCUGAUCAGACUGUAAAUAAAACGGAUUUCGGGGCAAACGUGUGACCGCUGGGGAUGGAGCAUCUAUUUCUCCAUAAUCAGCGAUUUCUGAAACUGCAGCCAUGGCUUAGAAAGUCUAAUCCCAAACGGAUGGGUUGGAGGGACCCUCCUUCCUCUGCCGCCCUUUCCUCUGAGGGAGCUGAAGGUCCCUGGUCUCUGCAUCCUGUCUGUGUCUCUGGGAGUCUCAUGGCCCAGAUGAAUGGUCACCUCUGCCUAACACAGGAGGCGUCCUGGGGGCUGGCCAAAAGGUGCCCCAACGACCAAGCAAUUCUUCCUACCAAAAUGUAAACCCAGCCUGUGAACUGUUAAUUGUCUGUCGUGUCCCAUUUUGUGGAAUUGCUUUGAAAAUACAUUGGCCCUGCUUUUCAGGAGACUUGUUCUUAAGGUGGGCGCCCCUGUGUCUGUGUGUGCUAUGAGCCUAACGACAUGGCUGGAUUUAUUUUUGCCAAACCUGUGUGGGUAUUUUAUAAGCUACGUGUUCUAAUUUUUACCAAUGUUAAUUAUUUUGACAAAUAUUUCAUAUAUUUUCAUUGAUAUGCACAGAUCUGCUUGAUCAAGUCCCUUUAAUAUGGGAGUAACAUUUGCCUUAAAUUUUUUCGAGCUCGUUCUCCAUUUCGUCCUGCUCCCCUCUUUGACUGUAACACAUUUGACGAGUCCCCUGUCAGCUGGGGGGGAGCCCAGCUGUUGUUUGUUGAAUCCACAACUCCGAAAAUGAAAUCCACAAAGCAAAUACAGUGUUAACCCUAAAUUAAUAAAAGAGUUAACAGUU